GUUGCAGGUUGGGAAGAAGAAGAAGAAGAAGAAGAAGAAGAAGAAGAAGAAGAAGAAGAAGAAGAAGAAGAAGAAGAAGAAGAAGAAGAAGAAGAAGAAGAAGAAGAAGAAGAAGAAGAAGAAGAAGAAGAAGAAGAGAUGAUUUGACCAUGGAACCACCUAACUCAAGUAACCUUUUUGUUAACCAAAACCAUAUUUAAGUGGAACAAAUUGCAUAACCAUCCAUGGAUCAGAGAGGUAUCCUCAGUUUUUUUCAUUUUUAGACUCAACGUACAUUUUUUGAAUAGUUUACAGUGUAAUUUUAAAGGAGGUUAAACAGAAACUGUCAUUGUCACACCAAAAGUAUUAAAGGUGGAUAUAUGGAGAGAAGCAAAACUAAGAAAAUAUGUUCAAAUGAAAGAUAAGUAUUCCGCUGAAUCUUAUGUCUCAUUUUAUUUAAAGAAAGGACAGAGGUCCCUCUGUGCCUAGUUAAGAGCAGGUGUUUUACCCCUGGCAGUUGAAGUGGGUAAGUAUAAAGGCAUUCGUGAGGAACAGGGAUUGUGUGUACUUUGUGACCAAGGGUUAGGGUUAGGGUUAGGAUGAAUAUCACUUUGUGUUUCAUUGUUCACCAUGUCAUAGCCUAAGAAAUGUUUUAUUUAAAAAACAUUAUUUAUUUUAAGUAAGUUCUUGGAGAAGGCACGGCAGUUCAAUCAAAUCAAAUCAAUCAAAUUUUAUUUAUAUAGCACCAAUUCACAACAGUCGUCAUCUCAAGACGCUUUUCAAAGAACAAGAGCAGGUCUAAACCACGCUCAUUGUUUGAUGAUCACGAACCAACCUAAGAUGGGUUUUGGCCCAUCUCAACUAACAUGAGUAGCAGUGGCAAGGAAAAACUUCCUUUUAACAGGCAGAAACCUUGAUCAGGACCAGACUCAUGUUAGACAGCCACCAUGCCGCUGCUGGGUUGGGGAGAAAUGUAGAGAGAUGGAGGGAGAGAGAGAGGAGAGGGGAGAGGGGAGAGGGCAGGGGGAGAGAGAGAGAGAGAGAGAGAGAGAACAAGAUAAGGGGAAGGAGAGAGAGAAUGAGUAGGGAGAGAGAGUAGAGAACGAGGGUGAGAGAGAGACAGGGGACAGCAGAAACAACAGCAACAACAACAACAGCUCAUGUAAUGGUGAAACAAAAUGAGUUCAGUUUACAGGGUUAGGAUAUGAGUGAUUAUGGACAAUGUUAAAUUAAUUAAAUGUUGUGCAGAUAAACUUAGUAUCUGUAAUUCACAUUUGAAGAUAAUUAAUUGUACUUACUUUCUGACUGUCUUGGAUAUUAUUGUAUUUAAUUUCGUGAGUUUCUUGUAAGCUCACGUGAGCUGGGCACCAUGUCAAUGCAGGACACUUUGAUACAAUUUUUACGUACUUACUCAGGAGUGGAAAACAUGGGCUCAAUAUCACAUCCCAAAAAAACCAUUGUCUCUGAACACAGUUUGUCACUGCAUCCACAAAUGUAGGUUAAAAGUGUAGCAUGCAAAGAGGAAACCGGACAUAAAUAUUAAUAUCAGGACGUUUCAUCCUCUAAUCUAAGGAGGAGGCACCAGCCAGCUUGUUCUAAACACGGCAUAUUCCUUCAUCAAGGGAGGCAGCAUUAAUGCAAAACAAUAUAUGAAGACCUCGCACAAUUGGCCUACAGCAACAGCAUGCUAAAGUACAUUUUGCACAUGUUACAAAGCAUGGCUCUGUAGGGUCCGGGUACUGAAUUUGCAUGCCUGACUUGUCACCUACUAGGAAAAUUAAGUGAAUGAAAAUAUAAAAUAAGAUAAAAAUGACAAUUUGAAUACACCAUAAACUGUUGCACAGCUAAAUUCUAUAUCAGGGAAGAAUGGGACAACAUUUCACUUUCAAAACUCCAGAAGCUGGUCGUCUUGGUUCUCAACUGUUUGUAGAUUGUUGAUAAAGGAAGAGGUGAAAGAAAUGUGCCCAUAUCCUGCCUAAUUGGGGAAUUAGGGGAGACAGGGGCUUGUUGUCACAUGGGUAAGCUGUCACAUUGCAAUUAUCUUUGCUACCAGAGGGCACAACUAAAAAGUGGAAUACUAGUUUUAUUCCUUUACGUGGUCAGGGGUUGUGUCCUGUCUCAGAAGAGUAGAGCACAUUGUUAGCUGAGAUGAGUGCCAAGUAACAUUUUGCACAACCCAAAGAAAAAAAAAAAAAAGACUAUAUAUUUCAAAAUAAGAUCCUUCCAGAUAAAAAUCCUAGCAGUGAUAUAUGUGGAGUUGUUAGAGGAGACAUUAAGGCAUCCUGUCAUACCUUAGUCAUUGUUCUGUUUUAAGCUAACUUAAAGCUAGAGCUAGAAUUAGCAAACAUGGUAGUUUGGGGCAACAUGUCUCAGUCAUUUUGAGGUUAGUUGUCGCAUGUUUAAAAGAGAUUCAAAUUAACAUAGAGAGUCUGCUUAUCAGCAGUUGUAAUAUUGAAAUUUGGACUUUACUUUUACAGAAAAAAAGAGUGGUUUAAAGAAGGGGAAAAAGGGAGAAGACAUGGUCAGGAAUUACAAAAGAAAAUCAUAACAUGGCAGUGCAGUGUCUGACAUGAUGCUGAGUGCAGUCAGGCAGGUGACCCAAGCUAAUAAAUCAAACUAGAAUACAACAAAGGACUUAAAUGUCAACUACCAUACCUUGGCUCAGUACUGCAAAACAUGAACCUCAGCCAAAAUACAGAGUCAGACAACUCUCCAAACUCCAGAGCAUGUUGCAUGAUAUUAUGUUAAUGUUUGUUGUAUGGCUAUGUCCAAUGACUUUUUCUAACUCAAUGAUAAACAUUUUCUGUGCCUGGCUUUGAUGUUCACUUUCAAGUAAAAAAUGAGAACAACAAUAAUUUUGUCCUUGUUUUAUUAGCAGCAAAAUCCAUUGUGACAUCUUACCACAUGUCGUGAGACAACUUACCCGAUUGUGGGGCAACAUGUCCCAUGUUCACACUCUCUAUUUGAUUGCUUAUAACUCUGUACUGACACAAGAUAUGAAAAUGACAUGAAUACAAAAUAUAUACCUGAGACUUUGGUCUUUCAUCUGAUACACAUUUUGUUUAUAUAUGACGUAUUGAUUACAAGAAAUAUAAGUGUAAAAAGUGUGACAACAAGCCCCGGUCUGCCCUAUUUCAAUCAAAUUCAUCUGUAGCCUGAAUUCAAUUUGAUUAAUGUGUUAAGGCAGUGUUUUUGACUUGAAUUACAAUUAUAUUUCUCCCAUUAUGUUAUUUCAGUUCUUACAGCUUCCUGUUCAGUGUAUCUAAAAUGACUACAAGCUGUCACAGCAGCCCCCUCCACUCUUUAAUUGUAGAAAGCGUCCUUUUAAGAGUCCUUAGGAUUCAGAGUCUAUUUUUGGAAGCUGAAAUUUAGCGGGGACCUUUACCAUUUAACUAAAAGUUUCUUGUUUUAUUAAAAAAAAAAAGUUUGUGCGUGCAUGCAUGCGUGAGCGCGCGACGUGUCCGCCUCCGCCUAAUUCCAGCCUCCUGAGAGGGUUUGCCCCCUCCCGUUCAGUCUGGAACCGAAACUUGAGCUGUUACACCGACAGUUCUUGUUUUUCUCUCUUUACAAACGGUGACAGUAGACCUGUGUCUGAGCUUGGACUCUAGCGGAGGACGUUUUACCCUUUUCUGUAACUGUGAGCCUUUGUAAACUUUUAGGAAAGGGUCAUCAGUAUGAUACGGAACGCGGACUUCGUAUUUUUAUGCUUCCUUUUCCUGACAGUCGAAUCCCUAACAGGUAAGAAAAUAACGCCAUUAUGGCUUACUUUUGUCUAGAAUACGUGAUUUUCUCGUGUUCGGAUUAUCAUAUUAUAGUUUUUUUUAGCCAUGACAAACGCCAAUUUCUGUCACAUACUGUGAACAGCAUUUCCUCUCGUGAACGGGAAAGCUUCCCAGUAGUGACGUCACUGCUUGUCAUCCUGGCACGGACAGCCUUUAUGGUUUCUAGGAAGAAGUACCUCGAGUGGAAAAUACCCUUGAACAAAAGUUUUCUUUUUUAAAAAUUUGAGUGAAAUACCCUUGAUCAGUAAAUCUAAAUAGUCAGUCUUCCUGUUAGGUCAGAAGCGCGUGGUCUUGUCUUUACAUGGAUAACUCAUUUAUUGUGUUAGCUUAAUUAAUUAAAAAGUUUUUGACCCUCAAAGACACGAAGUGUAGGCUUUUUUUUUUUUUUGAGCUGGAGUCACCAAAAAAGUGUUAUUACAACCCCAUAAUGCUCAUCACUGCCCUUUGCAUCCGUCUGAUGUUUGAAUUGUCCUGUUAUUCAAGAAAAUAACUGUAUUUACAUUUGCUGUGUUUUCAUAUUCUUUUAACUAUUUUUUUUUAUCUUGUUUUUUUGUGAAAGAUUUUGUAUGAGAGGGAUAGGAAAAGAGUGUGUUAGUCUUUGAUUAAAAACAUUUGAAACCCAAAUGGGCUUUAACGGAUAUUUGGUCUUUCUGAACCGAUUUGAUGGAGGAAAAAAAAAAAAAAAAGAAAGAAAAAGAAAAAAAAUAUAGGAAGUACCCUGAGUUACAAAGUCAACCCUGUUAGUAGCUUUAAUAUAAUGUUCAACUUUCUCCAACAAGUAGUCAAACUUGAACAGGUUUGACAAACAGCCCCGCUUGCCCCUUUGAAAGACCUCUUUCUGGCUACCAUACGGCUUUGCUCAAAUGAAAACUUUUAGCUCCCACUUUUUAAUAAAUGUUUGACUCUGACUUGUCUUAUUACCUUGAAACUUUCAACAUGAGAAAAAUAACUUCGACCCAUAGAAACACAAAUGUUUUCUGAUUCCAAAUAUGGCCACAUAGAAAUAAUCAUAUCAGGCCAAAUAUUUAAUAUCAACACAAUGACGCACAAGCUUUGGGUUUGGCUGUAGUAAUAAUAAAUGCCUCUAAUCAGAGUCAGGAAGGGCAUGCAUUAUGCAUCAUGAUGUGCGAGAUUUUUUCCAAAUGCAUCUUUCUUCACCUUCAUACCUCAUAUUUCAGUGUCAGCGAGAUGGUUUUGUUUACAAGUUGGCCCAGACGUGUUAUCUGUAGCACCAUUCUGGGUAAAUUUCCAGAUAUCUUUUCUCCCAUUUCACCAGGAACGGUGGAACUCACAACCUUCUUUGUUGGUGCAAUUUGGAGUUGCAAUUUUAGAGUCUGAGAUGAGUUGGGAAAGAGUUUGAACCUCUUGCAUGCAUAAUCUUACUGAUUUUAACAGCAUAACUUGUUUGUCAGUGUACCUGAUCAGGUCUUCUCUGGAAAAAAAAGAUCUCUUACCUGGCCAAACAGGGGUAAAAUUCUAAAAAAAAAAAUAGUUUAGCACAAUCACUGGGAGGAACUGUCUGUUUUUAUCAAGUGUUACAGAUUUAGGUCACUGGCCUAAAUGACCAAACAAUCCAAGUCACCCUGGGUGUAUUAGAGACCAAGAAGCAAGACACACCUAUGAUAGUGACAGCUGGACUGAUAGUAUAUUGAGCUAACACUAAUGAUUGAGCAUUUCCAGGGUAACAGUUAAAGGACUAACAAAACAAACUACCCUAUAGUCAGGUUUGUAGACUUAAAAGCAGCACAUGUGAUCUGGUGUCUGACUGGGAAAACAAGGUGUUUCUAUAAAAAGUGACAGCAAGAACGAGGGCUGAAUAAGAGACAGUAUAAUUGGAAUAAUGAAUACCCCUGAGGCAGUGAUGUUCAGUCAAAGCUCUAAUUAACAAGCCAAGUUGAGUUGAAGCUGUAGCCAAAAGGUGCAGAGUAAGCUAACGUGUCUUGCUUUUUGUCAUUUUAUCACUUGCAUUAUAGAGAUGGUCAUAAACAGUGUGUCGUUUUUUUCAGUGUUCUAUGUUAAAAGUGAUAUGCUUGGUUUUGUUGUGAAUGUUAUGUAUGCUGUCUCACAGAACAUGUAUAAACUUUAAUGUCGUAUGUUUUGAAUUAGAAACCGUUUGUCAUGGAUUUCACCUGUGCUCGAUGGUGUCGAUGUCUGUAUGUUUUUAAGAUCACCUUCAUGACUUCUUUAUAUGUUCCAUUUGACACUAUGAAAUGUAGUGUCAAGAGGAGCUAGGUGGUUUUAGAAAAAAAAAAAAUCUUUAUGCUUCAUACAUUGCAGAAAGGUUGUAUAUUAAAGAAAAAUUCUGUUAUUCAUGCCAGAUAAAUAAACAAAAAAAAUUUCAGUGAAACAGUUUUACUUUGAAUUUUUUGAUCUUUGCGUCUACCGUCUGCUUUUCAUUAAAAUCCGACCCAGGCCAUAUUUUUGUGAUCAUAACUUGUAAUUAAAUGAAGACUCAUCAUCUACUCUGCAUGUGAUCAUUGCUGAUUUGCAUGCACUUCAGAUGUGAAUGCACAGUUAGGAUAUCUGACACAUGAUAUGCUGAUAUCUUCAUACCCAUAUUUGUAGGUAUUGAUUCCAUUAUAGUGUAUACAUACCUUUUUUCACAGUAAAGAAAUGCUGAGUUUCAUCUGUACUAGAAUUUUCCUCUUACAGUGGCAGUCUUGUUUGUUUCAGAAAAAGACAUAAAUUAGACUUACAUUUUAAUCUACCCUGCAGUAUUGUGUUUGCUACUUCAAUAUGGUUGUCAUAUUUAAGCUUGUUCUCUUGCUGAAGCUGUUGUAAUGUUUGCACAAUUAAUACAGCACCUUUUCAGCUGUACUUAUCUGCAGAAAUGUGUAUGUUGUUCAAUAUCAUCAUAGAUUAACCUUUUGUGCUGAAUUUGUCGAAAAUUAUGUAAAUAUUGUGCCCUGAAUUUUGUGCAUUUGUACAUUUCACUAAUUAGAUGGUGUCAAGGGAAUAAUGAUUGUGCAUUACACCAUUUAUUGUAUUUAGAUGAAGCUUACACCAGCUAUCAGUGACUUUUUAAUCAAAGUAUGUCAUUGUACUGGUGAAAAUAAACAAUUUUUAAACUUAUAUUGUAUUUUUGGGACAAAGAGUACAAAAACAUGUUGUGAAAUGUGAAAUUAGCAGAUAGCCAGAGACUUGGUUAAGUUCAGAUGUGCUCUCUUAAAUACUUGGCUAUCUAUUGUGCUUCAUGCUGAGUAUUUUAUAAUGAAAUCACUCAUCAGAUAGUUUUCUCAUACUGUGCAGCCUCAUCAAAGCUAGAAAAGACAUGGUUACAGGCAAAUGCUGGGAUAAGUACAAUUCUAAUCCAAUUUUGGCACAGAAUAGACAGAUAUGAAGAAAAAAAUUAAUAAAGACAGACAACAGAGCUGCCAAAGUCAGCUGCAUUAUCUUUGACUUUACUGUGUUAUCAAGCCACAUGGGACACUUUGUCUUCCAGAAAAACAGCUCUAGACAGGGAGGUUGUUUGAUGAAGUAGGUGGCUCACAUAGAGAUAUAAUGCAAUUCCACAGAGUAUCUGCUUGAAAUAAAACAGCACUUAUUCACCCUUUGACACAGUGACAGAAAUGUGGAGGAGCUGUUCACAGAUUAAGAUGCUCAUAAGAGACACAUUAGCAAACCUCAUCAUUCACUCUUUUGUCUUUUCUUUUCUCCAUCUCAGAUAAUAUCUUACCUCCAACUAAUUUGUCCCUUCUGUGGUCAGACAAUUUUGUCUUCCACUUGUUCUGGGAACCACCACCACAUUCAAUGGAAAACUGCAAGUAUGAAGUCACGACAAAAACCAAAGUGAAAUCCAGCGAGGAAAUAGUGAGUAUUCAUGUUAUUUCUGGAUAAAAUAAUUAAAUAUUAAUCUAUUGAGUUGUUCUUUAUUUAAGUUUUUUGGUUGGUGAACCUUCAUUUUGUGACAAUUUUGGUGCCCCCUGUGGAUAGAAGAGUCAUCACUUAGUUUGUCCUCUAUAUUCACACUGGGCGAUAUGGCCUCAAAUCCAUAUCAUAAUAUAUUGAGCAGUUCACCUUGAUAACGAUAAAUGGACGAUAACUACUUCACAAGCUGCCCACCCCCUCCCACAUUAACUUUGUCUACUUCAGCCGCCGCUCCAGCUGCUACAACUUUUGAACCGUUCUCCAUCUCCUCACCUGUCUUUCCCUCUUUAUGGACUGGAUGGGGUGGAGUCAUGUCUCUGAUGUAGAACAGCAUCUUAAAGGGACAUGAGACCAUAGCCUACCUACACAUAUCCAAAACCAACUUUUAUUUAUUUUUUUUUGACACUGAAUAUAUCAAUAUGAGCCAAAUGAUGUUGGUUAUUGUCGUAAUUUCGGUAUCAGUAAAUUUGCGGUUUAUCGCCCAGCCCUACUCUAUAUGCUUAUGUAUUGUCUUGUCUUGACCCAAAGUUUCAUCCUGCUGACUUCAGAGAGCCAAAUGUAUAACUUAUUGUGAUUAUUAUAUGUGGAAAUAGUAAAAAAAAAAAGCAGGAUCAAAGCCCUUGCUUCACCCUAUAUUAUUUACCCAUGAGCCCCCAGUGAUAGUGCGGGGGGACUAACACUGGUUCUGAGCGACCCUGCAGGGGGUUAUUUCUGAAGUUUAAGAUGUUCAACAAUAAAUGUAGCCCAGCGCCUUUCAUGGGACAGGUGAUUGACAUAACUUUGAGGCAAAUAUUAUUCCUAACUUGUUAACAAUACUAUGAUUACAGUCCAAGUCAGUGAAGUAUCUCUCUGACUAUUCUGAUAGGAGGUUGUCACACAAUUUUCACUGCUCCUUACUGCAUUAAAAUCUGCCUAAAAUCUUUAAAGCAAACCCACAAUGCAGGGGACUUUGCCAAGCAUUCAGUCAGGAGCUGCAACUGAACAGGGCAGGGCAGCAUUCAGACUAACAGUAUGGAUUAUUAAGAUGAAUAUAACAUGAAUUAUGAAUAUAAAUUACUUGAAUCUCAUAGAUAACAGAAGGAUGACUUGAUAAAAGUCAUGCUGAGACUGAAGUAUCAUCUGUCUCUGAUAAAAUCCAUGUGUACCUGUACUCUGAUUCUGCGUCCAUCAUCUAAUAUCCCUUAACCCUGACCCUAGCUAGAAAUCUGGAAUGCAACACAAGUUUUAUCGGAAAAAAAAAAAGGUUUCUCCUCUGUAACUAUCCUCUUUACCAGCUCUUCUAUAGAGUUGUGUAUUUCUUCUCUCUUGUUUAAUUGUGUUAAUGUCUUGAUGAGUUGCAGGAUGACGAUGUCCACACUGCUCCCUGGAAUGAUUCCAGACCAAUGGAGGGUGGCUCUCUAGAGCUGUCUGUUAAAACUGUAUGUGGACUGAUGAAGAGUAGUCCAGCUGCCCUAAAAACCCCUUAUCCAGGUAGCUUUUUUUUGCAUACCAAUGCUCCACCAAAAGAGGCCUAAAGUUUAAUCAUUAUGGACCAUAAGAGUUAUAAAAAGUAAAUAUGUUUUUUUUUUUUUCUCAGAUUUGGUGAAACAUUUUGAGUGCAAGGUCAAGUCCUUACAACGAACUCACUGCUCCUGGCUCAUCGCCACUAACGCUCCAGACCUUCGUUUUUUUUAUCGGUAUGUCUACAAUUGCUUUUUGUUUUUGAUUACAAUCACUGUUCUCUGCAUAUUAGCAUGAAACCAGAAUGAUCGCAGAAACCAUUCAUCACUAUUUCCUGCUAUUGCUCACAAUAGUAAGCAUAGUUGUGAGAACACAAUAGACCGAACUGACAUAGAGCUUUUAUACGAAACAAAACGCAUAUAUUUACAGCUAGAAAAGCUGAAAGUGAAACAGUCAGAUUGAAACUGACACUCAGGCUUUAGGAAAGUCUAAUGAAGAGGUGGAAAUGUGUCAUUCAUCCUCAUGUACAUUCAGUGGUUAUGACUCCAUGACUGUUUUUUCCUGGGCCCAGAUCAUUUCUGACUGACUGUUAAGGAAAAGAUACUGAACCGACAGAGGCAGACUGUUUUAAUUGGUCUUGCAAACAAACAGCCCAAGAGUUCUCGUUGAGAGAUUUUCACUAAGUAGUUUGUUUUGGCUGGCUGUAGUGGCUGCCAUGGAAACAUGAGGUUUUAAAGCAAACAGGGGAAACUUGAGAAAGUCAAGAUAUGCCAAGCAAUACUUAAACUCUCCAGCUUCAUAUAAUGACCAGAUGUCUGACAGAUAACUGUCUGUAAGUUAUCUUAAAGGGAUAUUCUGGCAUAAAUUUUAGUUAUGGUCAAACAUACUGUAAUACUUAGUUAGACACCCCCCCGAGAGAUGAAUGUUGCUAACCGCUUGCUUCUCAAGUUAUACCAACUUCAGCAUUGACCGCCCGAUAGCAAUAGGCAGCAGUCUAUGUCUCCAUGCGCAAACCUCAGCCGAUAAGCCACUCUAUAGCCACAAAUAGAUAGACAAUUUUACGUGAAUCUUGGGGAUCGCUCAUCUAAAUGUUUUGACAUGAAGUAUGGUGUUCCCCAAGGUUCCAUUUUAGGCCCUACUCUUUAUAUGUAUAUAUCUUUAUAUGUUACCUUUAGGGAAUGUCAUCAGGAGGCACGGCAUCAAUUUCCACAGCUAUGCUGACGACACACAACUUUAUGUUGCCGUGUCUCCUGAUAACAGAGGGCCACUCGAUGCCCUUUUUAACUGCCUUUUAGACAUUAAAUCAUGGAUGGCAGAGAACUUUUUAUAGCUCAAUCAGGACAAAACUCAGGUUUUAGUCAUUGUGACAGGGGACAAGAGAGAGAAACUGGUCAGCAAACUCAAAGUAUUAUCAUAUAAUCCAAGUCAACAAACUAAAACUUUAGGUGUUUAUUUGAUUCAGAACUAAGCUUUGAGCCUUACAUAUGAGAUAUCACCAAGAAGGCAUUUUAUCAUUUAAAAAACAUAGCCAGAAUGCGACCGUUUCUCUCUCAAGCUAAUUAUUGUAAUGCCCUCCUUUCUGGCCUCCCCAAAAAGAACAUUUCACACCUGCAGUUACUCCAAAAUUCAGCUGCACGGAUGUUAACAAGGACCAGAAAAAGAGAGCACAUUACACCGAUUUUAAGGUCUCUGCAUUGCCUACCCAUCUCUUUGAGAAUAGAUCUUCAGGAAGUUCUCUGUUAACAAUACCUAAAGUUAAAACUAAAACAUACGGUGAGGCAUCUUUUUAUUACUAUGGCCCCCGUCUAUGGAACAGCUUACCUGAAGACCUGAAGACUGCACCUAAUCUUAAUGAUUUUAAAAGCAAACUGAAAACAUACCUUUUUAGUCUUGCGUUUAACUAAAUUUAUAUCAUUAACUUUAAGUGUUUUGGCAUUUAUCUCUUCUAGUUUUAAUGACAGGAUUGUCUUUAAUUGAGCUAUUUUGGUGCUCUUAUUUUAGUAUCUUUUACUCUUGUUUUUAUUUCAUUUUAUUUAUCAUUUCUCAAAUUUCAUUCUAUGCUACUUUGUUUUUAGAUUUUAACCUAAACCUCCUGUGUUUCCUUAACUUGAGUUUUAAAAUGACGUUUCCUCAGUGCACACAUUCCUGUUUCCCAAAAUCAAGCCCUUUUAAGUUUAUGCAUUUUAAUACUGUUCUGUUGCAAUUAGAUCGUGGGGUAGGACUGAGGGGUUUGGCUAAGGUAGAUUUGGGUAUUCUUUUAAUCUUGGGUUGGGGUAAAUUUGGGUAUUCUUUGUUUCUUUUUUUCCUUUUUCUGUGUGAAGCACUUUGUGCUACAUGGUUGUGUAAAAAAAGUGCUAUACAAAUAAUAACUGAUUGAUUGAUUGAAAUAAUUCUCAGAACAGCACCUAACUUCAUCAACAGUAUAGGGUCCCAGCCAUAGUACAAGCCAUCAAACAGCUUUUUAGCUUUGCCUGCUUUCUUUGGCAAAGAGACCAAACACAACUCACCCACUCUCCUCCAGCAGCUGCUUGUUUGUGGGGGAGCCCUGAUGAGUCGAACACCAAGUGCAGUGGAGUACCGUUGAUGAAGGUGCUUUUCUAAGCAUUAUAUGCCGCUAUAGAGUGGCUUUUUGGUUAAGGUUUGUGUGUGGAGAGUAGACUACUGUGUAUUGCUAUUGUGUGGUCGUUACUAAAGUUGGUAUAACUAGAGAAGGAAGCGGUUGGCAACAUUCAUCUCUCAAGGGGUGUCUAACUCAGUGUUACAGUGUGUUUGACCCUCACUUAGUUUUACUAUGGAAAAUCCCUUUAACGAGUGUUGAUAGACUAAUAUUUUAGACCUAGAGAAGUGGUCUGUGCAUGUUGUUAGUCUUUAUUCCAUGUUAAGGUCCCAUCUAAAAAAUCCCAUCCAUGUAUAUGUAAGUUACUCCUCAGCCCAACAACAUAGCUACUACAAGGCGAUUUGUCCAGGGUGAGGUAAAAACACUCCCUCAACUCCAGUGAUUCUACCUCCUCCUCCAGCCUCUCAGUUAUUGGCUGCAAAAUCUUUCAUGAAUGUCUCUAUUCGAUCCCAGCACCAGAGGAGAAAAGAUAACAGUAGCUGCAUUUUAUUUUUGACAGCAUGCCAGCUACAGCUGUGGCUCGUUUGUUUUUUGCAAACUCGAAUUCCACUCAAAAACAUGCUGAUGCAACAGUUGUCCUUAACUGUUACUUGGGGACAGAUUCUGAAUCACACCAGUUCUUCUUGCCAGAUCUUUUUUUUGUGUUUUUUUUUCACGUCUGCAUCUAUUCACUCAUCCACACUCUACCCUUUUAAACAACAUUCAGGAUGAUGGAUGAGUAGAUGCGUAAUGGGUCAUGAUUCUAGAAACUUUAAGGCGGCAUUUGCUCUGCAGAAGCUAAAUUUGUGAUAUUUCUUGCAAGUGUCAAGUGGGACAUGUUGGACAUGGCUAGAAACUCCAUUAUGCAGAACCUUUGAGCUGCUGGCUGUGCCCCUUAUUUUGCACAUUCAUACAAAAAUUUGAAUUAUUUUUUUGAGCAUCUCUUCCAAAAAGGCAAAUAACCAUAAUUCCAAAAGCAUCUUCAUAUUCAGCUUUGGAGUUUUGAUAUGGUGUACAUGACAGUAAAAACCUUCUUCUCUUCUCUUCUCUUUUCAAGGUUAGUUGAUCUUGAUGUAUCUAUCUAUGACAAACCCUCAACUGACAUACAUGAGUGCAAACCAUCUGGUGGCAUCAGAAAUGGUUGUGAUCUGCAGGCCAAACUCGGCCAGUCACUGUUCGGCUUUUUCAAUGCAACGCUGGACAACAAGCCUGUCAGGAACAGCUUCAGGAGAGAACUUGACCAGGGUAUGCAGAAAUAGCACUGCUUUAGCAUCAUGUUUUCUUUAGAGGAAACAUUCUGUUGAAAUUUGUUGCACUUCCUCAUUAAUUAGCUGAAUUACAGGACAAGUUGCUCUCUUUAUUUUCUUGGAAGUAUUUUAGCAGCGACCAUGAUUUGGGGAAUGUGAAGCUAUUGGCGUGAUUUUCCUGCCUAAUAUUGGGUUUUACACAGCCUAAAGGUUAAAUAGAAACAACAAUAGUCAUUACAGGAACGAUAAAAUGUGUGUAUGACUGUGCAAGACUGCUUUGUCAUGAGCAUCUCUAUGUAAUGUCUUUCUCAACACAGGGGAGCUUCCUGCCCUCGACUGGAAGGUCACCAAAACUGAGAAUGACUUUAUUAUAAACUGGACUCCUCCAGAGAUUCAACCUCUGACUGAAUGGACUUUUAUAGUCAAUUACACUGAGUGUAGAACACACAAGGUAAGAAAAAGAAAUGAUGAGAAAUUCUUUGACUACGAUGAUUCUUACAUUUUCAUAAGCCUGUGCGUAUGCUGGCAUAGUGGCCACAUUUGUUAUUUAUGACCUUAAACCUCUUUUAAUAACUAAAAGCAAAUUCUGUGAAAAUUAAACCCACUUACAGCAUGAUGAGAACUAACUACAAUGACUCGAAAUGUUCAGAAGUGACUAAUUUCCUUCCUUGUUAAUCGGAAAUUUGAGUCAUGACUGGCUAAACAAAGGGUUAUGGCGUCUGCAGGUAAAUGCUGUAAAACUGGUUUGCAGAGACAACUCAAUUGUCUGAAACCAGAAUACUGUCAGACUGCCAUCCCACGAGAAUACAUUUGCCAGUGAAUUAACAUCCGGUUAGUCGAGCAUUUUGACAUCAUUGCAGCCUCAGACAGGAGCUCCACCCCUGUCCAGGCUGAAUGGCUGCACUAUUGCUAAAACACAACGUCACUGGCUUACAAAAUUAAAAACAUUAGGAUAUUCCGGUGUAAAUUUGAGUUAUGGUCAAACACACCAUAAUACCGAGUUAGAGAGCACCCUCCACCCCCACCCGCUGAGAGAUGAAUGUUGCUGACCGCUUGCUAGUUAUACCAACUUCAGCAAAGAUAAAUAUCAACUAGUCAGGGCUCCCCCACAAAGAAGUGACUGCUGAAGGAGAGUGGGUGAGUUGUGUUCAGUUCCUUUGCUAAAGAAAUCAGGCAAAGUUAAAAGGAUGUUUGUGGCUUGUGCUAAAGCUGAGACCCUCUAUGUACUGUUGAUGAAGUUAGGUGCUGUUCUGAGCAUUAUUUGUGGCUAUAGAGUGGCUUUUUGGUUGAGGUUUGUUUAUGGCUCCUCAGACUGCUGUCUAUUGCUAUUGUGCGGUCUUUGCUGGAGUUGGUAUAACUAGAGAAACAGGCAGUCGGCAAAAUCUUGAGGGGGUGUCUACCUCUGUGUUAUGGUGUGUUUGACCAUAAUUUCAAUUUAUGCUGGAAUAUCCCCUUACAUACAUCUUGCACAAUUUGGUCUUGUUUUUUGAGUGUUUCCUUGCUGUUAGAUUAGUUGGUUUGUCAAAAUUUAAAUUUCAGUUGGGAAGGUUGCCUUCAUUACUCUGAUAGUCAUUGAGAGUUUAAAGCAAGUUUUAAAGUUAUUUUUUCAGUUGAAACAUUGGUCAUUAGUCGUAGUAGUUUUACUUUGCCACAGUUGAAUUCAGACAUAUUGACGUGUUCCUCAUUAUGCUGAAGGAAACGAAGACGAUGAGAACGUCUCUAAAGCUGCCCAAGCGCUCAGACUGUUCAUACCAGAUGUCCAUCCAAGCCAAGGAUGGGAAAGCAGAGACGCAAUGGACUAAGGAGGUGUUUUUUGGUAAAGUCAUUUUGCAUUGGAACUUCAAAAAAUGAACUGUUGGAUUUUUUUAAGCUUAUAGGAUGAAGUAUUUCUUUUCUGUACCUGUAGCCUUAUGAUAAAAUGCCCUAGCCCAACUUUCGUUUCAAAUUCAAUCAUUUAAAGUCAAUAUUGUGAUGAUUUUAAAAAUAACUAUGAUGCCACCAUCUAGUGGAGGAAUUUAAAACUGGCACAUUGUUUUUUAAGUCUAAGAAAGUUUUAACUGCUGUUUUAAUCAGCCUUAGCUGAACAUAAAUGUGUUUUUUUUCCAUUCAGAUGCAGAAACAGAUCCUAAUGCUAUGGUUUAUGCUGCAAUUAUAAUUCCACUGAUGUUUGCUGGCCUGGCAGCCCUCGUCUUUAUGUGUUACAGGAAGUAUGUACACUCUUCACUUCUUGACUUCAUAAUAGUUGUUUGCAGUUCUUAUAUUCAGAUUUCUUUCUACAGGAAUAAGGAAACUAUUUUCCCCAAAAUACCAGAACCUCGAGACCUUCUCAGUGGAAUUUCCAACAAUAACAAUAAGGUGAUUUAAAUGGUUUUAUCCUUGAUUUACUUCCUCAAAUCAAAUGUUAAUAAUUAGUAUAACUAAACAAGCACACAUGGCAAAAUUGCACAUUUUUGAGAAUUAUUAUGAAGUCCAAACAGUGCUCAGCUGCAUCUCACAAUGUAAAUGUGUCUCUUUGUCUCCUUAGAGCUUUGUUCACAACCUGUUUAUCCCUGCAGAGGAGGAGGAACACUGUAAAAUCACUGUGAUAGACCCACAAACAGACAAACUCUGCUCCUGACAAACGGCUGUAUUGGACGUCAUCAACUCCCUGAUUCAUCUUGAGCAAGUUCAGAAAACAAAUUUGUCUUGGACUGUUUAUGUAAUGAAUCAUGGAGAGUGUUGAAAGGAUGAUUUUAUGCCAGCUCUUUGAUAAACUGCUGCUUUUUCAGGCAUAUUGAGCUGUAAUAUGUGUCGGGGAGUUGAACACAAACAUUGGCAGCUACUAAACUCCUGCACAUGGUUGUUCACAAACUGGAGCUGAAGUCAAACUUAUAUAAAACAGGAGUUACACUGAAUAAUCCUGAAACAGGAAGGGCAACAUGAGUGUGAAAUCUACAUCUGGGGUGUAGAAAUGCUUUCGAUCUUUAUCACCCUGUAAUGUUUGUGCACGCUUCUAUCUUCUUUUCUCAUUCUAGUCCUUUGAUGCAUUAAAGAAACACAAGAGCACCGUGGGGCUUCAGGCACUUUUACGUAAGAAGCCCUUGCACACUGUAGGGCCCCAGUAGCAGUGGAGAGAGAGAGAUCACUUAUGCAGAGCAGCAGGAGUACUGUAUAAUAUAUCCGUUCACAUGGCCUGGUGCAAGGACUGAUGCAAUCGACAUAUGAGAAAAAACACUUUUUCACUUCUAUUUUUACUGAUAAUUGUUUCAGCAGUAAAAAAAAUCUGUUCCCAGCUAUGGUGUUCCCAAGUUUCACAGAUUUCAUGUAAUGCAUUUGUAAAUAAAAAGUGUUUUUAUAUUGUUUUUAAUCUCAGAUGAAGCAGCUUUAUUUAGGGAUAACAGUUUCUUAUCUCUUUGGCGUCUGUCCUUUUUGGGUUUCAUAGAUAAAUAAACUGUCUUUCUGGCUUUCUGAACUGGCUUUCAGCACCUUUCCUUUUAACUGCAGCCUAUAUAAUUUUUUUUUUUUUUUUUUUAACUGAGUAAAUUACAGAGAUUUUUAAAAAUCUUUUAUAUUUGUUAUUAUUUCAGCAGGAGCACUGGUCUACUUUUCUGCACAGAUUGUUUAAUAAACUUUAACUCGGGCCAGCUGACAUGUAUCAGUUAAACACAGAGCCCUGUUGAUCUACUUCACCUUGCUCUUUGCCGUAUUUUGUUGUUUUGUCGUUAUGCUGCUGGCCAGCUCAGUGGGUUUUUCUUAGUAUUUGUCUAGCCUCAGUUGGUGACCAAAAGGUUAUUUUUUUCAGACAAGGCAUGGGCCACAGCUAAUCCUAACAAAAAAGUAAGCAAACAUGUUCAACUUUAAGACAAGCAGUUUUGACUAUUUGAAUGUUGUUAAGCUCAUAAAAUUGAGGAUUUUUUUCUGUGCCUGUAAUAAAUAAAUGUCCCCAGUUUAAUUUAACUAAGAUUUUAACUUUUGUGUAAAGUUCUUAGAGCACCUCUGAGAUAUGUUGCUAAAACUGUGAUCUCUUGGUUACAGUUUUGCCUUUAGUAUUGAAAUAUUAGAACAAACCAGCAUCUUAAUGUCUCCACCUUUGAGUGAGGCUCAAGCCAGCCAAAUAGCUGCCAAUAUCUCUUUUGAUUCUGAAUGUUAAACAAGAGGCACCUUUAACAGAAGUCCGAUUGUGUUUUUAUUGAUACUUUGUGGUUUAGAAAACUUGAUUACUAUCCAGCAUCUGCCAUUACUGUGUACUUUUGUAAUUGUGUUUGCUGUUCUUUUAAACAAUAAAGAAAAUGGGCAUUCUAAAAAAACUUUUAAGCAAAUGUAUGACAGACCACAUCCCAUUUUUAAAACUAUCAAAACUGUGUUGCUUAGGCGUUCAUUAUUCUUCUGUCUUUUAGGUUUGCGUUUUGAUAUUGAGUGCAUUUUAAAAAAAAUUUAAAUGAGUCAACAGAAAAAAAAAAAA
Messenger RNA from Xyrichtys novacula (pearly razorfish), 17352 nucleotides. The record is from the annotation of a GenBank genome assembly. NCBI's taxonomy places the organism in Eukaryota, Metazoa, Chordata, Actinopteri, Labriformes, Labridae.